This is a messenger RNA of Lipotes vexillifer (Yangtze River dolphin), 1902 nucleotides long. It is a transcript of the gene SLC13A5, whose product is annotated as solute carrier family 13 member 5. Gene Ontology annotation, molecular function: citrate transmembrane transporter activity; sodium:dicarboxylate symporter activity; succinate transmembrane transporter activity. The record is from RefSeq and is a predicted model, not a curated record. The coding region runs from base 79 to 1785 and encodes 568 amino acids. Gene Ontology annotation, biological process: succinate transport; transmembrane transport; citrate transport. The transcript has 12 exons. Gene Ontology annotation, cellular component: plasma membrane. Lineage: Eukaryota; Metazoa; Chordata; Mammalia; Artiodactyla; Lipotidae.
GGACUGCGGCCCCUUCUUAAGCCCGUGAAGCUACUGGCUGCCCCUCUCUCGCCUCUCCCGCCAGACUCCCGCUCCGCGAUGGCCUCCGCACUGAGCUAUGUCUCCAAGUUCAAGUCCUUCGUGAUCUUGUUCGUCACCCCGAUUCUGCUGCUGCCACUCAUCAUUCUGAUGCCUGCCAAGUUUGUCAGGUGUGCCUAUGUCAUCAUCCUCAUGGCGAUUUACUGGUGCACAGAAGUCAUCCCUCUGGCUGUCACUGCCCUCAUGCCUGCCUUGUUUUUCCCGCUCUUCAAGAUUCUGGACUCCAAACAGGUGUGCGUCCAGUACAUGAAGGACACCAACAUGCUGUUCCUGGGCGGCCUCAUCGUGGCUGUGGCCGUGGAGCACUGGAACCUGCAUAAGAGGAUCGCCCUGCGCACGCUCCUCUGGGUGGGGGCCAAGCCUGCCCAGCUGAUGCUGGGCUUUAUGGGCGCCACGGCCUUCCUCUCCAUGUGGAUCAGCAACACGGCCACCACGGCCAUGAUGGUGCCCCUUGUGGAGGCUGUGCUGCGGCAGAUGGAGGCCAUGAGCGCAGCCACCGAGGCCAGCCUCGGGGCUCUGGAGCUGGCAGACGAGGGCAAGGCCGGCGAGCUGCCAGGGAGCCAAGGGAAUUCUGAAGGUCCCUCCAUGAGGCAGCGGGAGGUCGACAGGAAGAACAUAUGCAAGGCCAUGACCCUGUGCGUGUGCUACGCAGCCAGCAUCGGAGGCACUGCCACCCUGACCGGCACGGGGCCCAACGUGGUGCUCCUGGGACAGAUGCAAGAAUUGUUUCCUGACAGCAAAGACAUCGUGAACUUCGCCUCUUGGUUUGGAUUCGCCUUCCCCAAUAUGCUGAUCAUGCUGCUGCUCUCCUGGCUGUGGCUCCGGUUUAUUUACAUGAGAUUCAACGUUAAAGAGUCCUGGGGCUGCGGGCUGGAGAAGCAGGGCGAGGAGAAGGCCGCCCACGAGGUGCUGUGGGCGGAGUACAGGAAGCUGGGGCCCCUCUCCUUCGCCGAGGUCAACGUCCUGCUCUGCUUCUUCCUGCUGGUCGGCCUGUGGUUCUCCCGGGACCCCGGCUUCAUGCCCGGCUGGCUGUCCGUCGCCUGGGUGGAGGGCAAGACAAAGUAUGCCUCCGAUGCCACAGUGGCCAUCUUUGUGGCCAUCUUGCUAUUCAUCGUGCCUUCGCAGAAGCCCAAGUUCAACUUCUGCAGCCAGACUGAGGAAGAAAGGAAAACACCAUUUUAUCCACCUCCGCUGCUGAAUUGGAAGGUGGCCCAGGAGAAAGUACCCUGGGGCAUCGUGCUGCUCCUGGGGGGUGGCUUUGCUCUGGCUAAAGGAUGUGAGGCCUCGGGGCUAUCAGAAUGGAUGGGGAAGCAGAUGGAGCCCUUGCAUGCCGUGUCCCCAGCAGCCAUCACCUUGAUCUUAUCCACACUCAUUGCUGUGCUCACUGAAUGCACAAGCAACGUGGCUACCACCACUCUGUUCCUGCCCAUCUUUGCCUCCAUGUCACGUUCCAUUGGCCUCAACCCGCUGUACAUCAUGAUCCCCUGUACCCUGACUUCAUCCUUUGCCUUCAUGUUGCCCGUGGCCACUCCACCUAAUGCCAUCGUGUUUUCCUAUGGACACCUCAAGGUUUCUGACAUGAUGAAAACAGGACUAAUAAUGAACGUCAUUGGAAUCACCUGUGUAUUUUUGGCCGUCAACACCUGGGGACGGGUCAUAUUUGACUUGGACAGUUUCCCUGACUGGGCUAAUGUGACAGCACAUUGAGACUUAGGAAGAGCCGCAAGACCACGCCCAAGGCCCCUGCCCUCCUGAGGACACCCGAACCUUCAGUACAACUUGUAGCAGAGCUUUGGGGUUCAUGCCCCAAGGUGACCCCAUGAU